This is a messenger RNA of Drosophila yakuba, 6021 nucleotides long. RefSeq names its product transcription factor kayak (gene kay). Gene Ontology annotation, cellular component: nucleus. The transcript is spliced from 3 exons. The record is from RefSeq and is a predicted model, not a curated record. NCBI's taxonomy places the organism in Eukaryota, Metazoa, Arthropoda, Insecta, Diptera, Drosophilidae. Gene Ontology annotation, molecular function: DNA-binding transcription factor activity, RNA polymerase II-specific; RNA polymerase II cis-regulatory region sequence-specific DNA binding. The coding region runs from base 2548 to 4863 and encodes 771 amino acids. Gene Ontology annotation, biological process: regulation of transcription by RNA polymerase II.
GGUUCAUAAUUGACCCCCAGAUGUGAACUCGGUGCCCCGUUCCGCCGUCCGAUAAGAGAGAAUCGAGAUGGGCAACCGAGUUGGCUGGCUUCAAUUUAGACAAUUCAAUUCGCGGCUCUUGAUUGCCAGUGGUUGGUUGAUCAUAUAGAAUAUGAUCACUUGCUUUGCAUACGUACAUGGGCGAACAUUACCUAAAUUGACUGAUUCAUCAUCGACUAAAUGCGGUUCAUGUGCGCGAGGGACAAGUUCAAAAGGCACAUUUGCUUGUCGGGGAAAAAGUGGGUUAAAACGAAAGUAACUCGAACAACAAAGGUGUUUUAAACUCAGGGCGGCCGAGUUGAAAGUAAACUGCGCAUACGAAAUAUAAAGUAAAUAUAUCACAAAGAAUAAAAUCGAUUGUUUGCUGUCAAUAAGGGAACGGCCUUUGGGAUUUGAGAUUGGGGAUUGGGAAACGCGGCUGCGAUAAGAUCGCCAAAUAAAUAAGCACACAAGCCGCACAGCUCGCUGCACAGAGAGAAAACAUGCGUUGCUACUUUGCAAUUUAUGUAGGUACUUAUAAGAAACUAAAAGUUCAAACUACUUUGCCCAGUGUACGAGUAUGUUCGCUCUUAGCCCACAACAAAGGCCAGCAAUUAGCGUAUUGGCCAACUUGCUGGCGACGGAAAUAAACGCUCGUGGCGAGACAGGGGGUCUGAACUGAACUGAAAACUUAGUUAAUAUGGAUGUCCCCCACACGCACACACCUGUUCAUGGGACAUCUGUCGUAUUGGACAAAUAUAUAUAUAUGUAUAUGUACAUAUAUGUAUCUUGUGUUUACUCGGAACCAUCGGUUUUGGCCAAAACAUUGGGCCUGAUUUAUGGGCGCCUGAAAGGCUUUUCCGUGGAAGCGAAGAAGAGCCUCUGUAAAUUCGGCAAAUCGGAACUAACUCACACACACACACACACACCAUUUCUACCACAUUAUACUAUAGUUAACUAUAUGUAUUUCUAUUUCGCUAUAAAUGUGGCAAAAGCGAGCGUGGUCGUCGUGUGGGCAGCCGCUCAAUUAAGAGCAGGCAGCGUUUAGGAUUAUUUGAUUUCCCAGUGGUUGUCUUCUAAUUUGAGCAGCCAGCUCGCACAACACACGCCCAGCAGACGACAGCUCUCCGGGUUCUCUAGUUCUCUAGUUCUCAAGAUGUAUAAAUAUAUACGUACAAUGCAUAUACAUAUGAUACACAAGUACAUUUAUAUGUAUAUUUAUCCGCAGAGAUCUCUCGAUCGCGAUCGUUGCCAAUUUCGCUCGCCGGAGAUUCUGAUGCGAUUCAGUCGCAAACGAACAACGAACCAUCGAAGUUUAGAAAAUAUCUAACAAUUAAAAGCGAACGCGCGCGCGCUUUUCCUCGAAUCGAAACGCGAAACGCGCCACUCAAACAACGAAACGAAAAUAAAUUUGGAAAAUUGCAAUUGUCGUUUGGUUUUCGGUUUUUCAGACGCGCGCGUGCAUUGCCAAAACGAAUCAGAAGCUAAAACCAAAAAAAAAAAAAAGAAAACAGUAGCCACAACGAAUCUAGAGGAUAUAUAGACGCAAAACGACGCACAUUUCUCGACUGCAAGCGCGUGGAUCGAAAUAUAUAUGCCGACGUAUAAUUAUAUAUAGCCAAACCCAGAAAUAAAAGCGAAAAGGGAGGCAUAACUGUGAGAGGCGUUGCCCAUGGCCGAGGAAUUUCAAAAAAACAAACGCCCCAAAACAAAUGCAGCAUUAAUUGAACUAGCUCAAGGCUCGAGUCCCACUCAAAUCCGCAAAUUCGCAUAAAUAUAUAUCUCUAUAAUUAUAUAAUCAAAUUUGGAUUACUCACCAGCACGUUGGUGGGGGGGACACGUGUCAUUAGAUUUUGGACCGCGCACACUUACGAUACAUUGCGUUGAUUAUGAGCGCUUUCGCCGAGCGGCAUGUGCGUUUCAAUCCUUUGCGAAAUCAGCAAACGCUUAUCGUUAAGCGGCUGAGACCGCCGGAGAGCCAGCACUUCAAGAACUGAGCAAUCGAAUGGAACCACGAAUAUCGAACCAACGAAAUCUGCUCACGGCUCGCAGCCAGCGAACCUUUUUUUUUUAUUUGAAAGAAGAGCCAACGCAGAAGGCAAACGAAAUAUAAAAAGCUAUUUAACAAGCUAUAAGCCAAAAACGAACGAAUUUCUAAGCAACUAGAACAACUAGAACAACUAGAUCAACACUGCGACAACAACAAGAACAGCAACAACAAGCACAGGAGCAUCCAAUCGAAUGGAAUAAGAAAGACAUUAAAAGGAUCAUCACCACAUUGUUAGGGAACUUUCGAAACUUUCGGGAUACAAAGUCCCAAUUUGUACAUAUACGCGUAUAGCUAGCAUAUAGAAUUGUUUUUGUUGAUUUUGAAUACAGCACACAUAUAUCAUUGUUGUCCCACUUGUUGUGUUAGCUUAGCUAGGCUAAGGACCCAUAACGAAUACUAGUCAGCCGCCCAACUGUGCGUAUACGCAACGCGAGUGCGUAUACUUAAUAUUUAGAAUUAGAUUGAUAAGCAGCGAACAAAUGAUGAAAAAUCUCAACGGUAGGGCGCACAAUGCGUGCUACCAUCCCUACUACCACCACCAAUCGCUGCACUUUGCCCAGCAGCAGCAUCUGCAGCAGCAACAACAGCAGCAACAGCAACAGCAUCAGCAACAUCUGCAUCUGCAGCAGCAGCAGCAGCAGCAGCAGCAUCAGCAGCUGCCAGCGCCGCAGCAACAGUUGCGUCAUCAGCAACGGCAACUGCCCACGCAGCCAGCCUACCAGCAACCGCAAUCGAUUGCCCACAAUGCUUUUCCACUGCGCAGCAGCAGCAGCAACAAUUAUGGCCAUGUUGCUAGUAGCGCCUACGCUGGAAGUAGCGGCAGUCACAACAGCAACAAUGCGGCUGCCAUGGCCGCCGUCUGUCAAAUGCAGAAUUUUUUCAACCAGCAGCAGCAGCAACAGGAGUACAACAACAAUUGCAUGGCCAUUAAUUACUAUCAGCAGCAGCAACAUUACCCUCCUGAGUCGCAAUCCUCCGCCUCCGGCUGGACUGAAUCCCCUGGCCAGUCGCAACUCGCCGCGACAACAGCAGCAACAUGCAACACCGCAGCAGUUACUGCAGCAGCAACCGCAGCAGCCACUGCAGCUGCAACAACGAGCACAACUGCAACAUCUGCCGCUGCUGGCAGCGACAACAACAACAACGACAACUUCGCAAUGGACGCCAGUGAGAUAGCCACUUUCCUCGCCAACGAGCUUUUCCUACAGCAGCUCGGCAGCUUUGAGACCGUUCAGAGUGUUCUAACGCUGACGACGCCCACGUUGACGCCGACCACAACGCGCAACAUCGAGGACACCAUCGGCCACUUGCUCUCGGACACGCAGCCCGAUCGUGGAGCUGGUUGCGCGGGAUUCGCAGUGCCAAAGGUGCUACCCAACGCCAUGGGAGCCAUUGAAGCCCUGGGCAUGGGCAUUCCCUCCGGAGUUAACUCGCUCCCCAUUCAGCCGGCAUACGAUGUGAACCUGGCGCAGGGCAGCGAUUCCGAGGACUCCAACGCUUCGUACAACGAUACGCAGAUGAAUGAGGAGCAGGACACGACCGAUACUUCAAGUGCCCAUACGGACAGCACCUCGUACCAAGCUGGCCAAAUCAUGGCGGGCAGUGUGAACGGCGGCGGUGUCAACAACUUCACCAAUGUCCUGGCCGCCGUCAGCUCCACUCGUGGAGCCGCGUCGGUGGGCAGCAGCAACGCGAAUACCUCAAACACGCCGGCCCGUCGUGGCGGCGGCAGGCGCCCCAACCGGUCGACCAACAUGACCCCGGAGGAGGAGCAGAAGCGGGCCGUGCGCCGGGAGCGAAACAAACAGGCGGCGGCACGUUGCCGCAAGAGGCGCGUGGACCAGACCAACGAGCUCACCGAGGAGGUGGAGCAGCUGGAGAAGCGGGGCGACAGCAUGCGCAAGGAGAUCGAGGCGCUGACGAUGAGCAAAAAUCAGCUGGAAUACUGUCUGGCCGCCCACCGGCCCACCUGCCAAAAGAUCCGCUCCGACAUGCUGAGCGUGACCACCUGCAACGGUCUGAUUGCCCCGGCCGGACUCCUCAGUGCCGGAAGCAGCGGCAGCGGAGCGAGCAGCCACCACAACCACAAUAGCAACGACAGCAGCAACGGCACGAUCACGGGCAUGGACGCCACGCUGAACUCCACCGGUAGGAGCAACUCGCCAUUGGAUCUCAAGCCGGCGGCGAACAUCGAUAGCCUGCUGCUGCAGCACAUCAAGGACGAGCCACUUGAUGGCGCCAUCGACUCAGGUUCCAGCCUGGACCAGGAUGGUCCGCCGCCCAGCAAGCGCAUCACCUUGCCGCCCAUGUCCACGAUGCCGCACGUUCACAUGUCCACGCUGAUGACGCCCACCGGUGCCUCGUCGGGAUCUCUGCAGACGCCGAUCACGAGCACGGCGCCCGUUGGAUUCGGCAGCGCCUUCCCGGUGACCACCAACGGCAGCAGCAUCAACACCAUCAACAGCAUCAGCCAGAACAACAUGAACUCCCCCACGCUGAAUGCGCUGAACAAGGUGCCCAAGGAGCGGCCCAACACGCUGGCCUUCCAGCGGCCCGUCGGCCACAUGCACUUGACCCUGGCCAACAACAACAAGCCGGGUGGCCCCACGCAGAUCCAGGGAGUGCCCAUCCAGACACCCUCCACUGGCACCUUCAACUUCGACUCCCUGAUGGACGGCGGCACUGGCCUAACACCCGUCUCCGGACCCUUGGUGCCCAACAGCUCCUCCGCGAACAAGCAUCCGUUGGAGCUGCCCACGCCCACCGCCGAGCCGUCCAAGCUGGUCAGCUUAUAACCGGACAGGAUCUGGGACGGGGAGGGGGAUCGAGUCAGGAUUAAGUUGAGUUUUAUAUAGUUGAUGUGCUGAUGUGCUGGUGUGCGGCAAGCGAAACGAAAGGAAACCAAGAAGCACUUUUCUAGUGUAGUGUAGGAGAUGUUUUCAUUUUUGUAAUAUGGUAAUCAUAAUCGUAAUCGUAAACGUGACGAAUGUUUUGUUUCGUUAACUCUAAUGUUUUUGUAUUAUUGUAUUAUUAUCUUUAUUAUGGUUAAUUUAUGAUUUUGCUAUGUCUUUUACAUACGCCGAGCUACAUAUGUUAUGUACUUGUAAUUUGUGCAAUUUUCAAAACCUUUUCAUUGCGCGUUAUUGUAUUUUCAAAAAAUAUAAGAACGCGAACGACCGACGAUGCAUGAUGAGAAUGAAUGAAUAAGGAUAAUAGGGCGUGUAGAUUUGGAGGAUGCGUUGUGAUAUUUAUUAUAAAAACGAAUACAAAAGAUACCAGGAUAAAACGAAAGUAGAAAGCAAACAGGAGAGCGUCUAAUGAAAGGAACUAAGCCGGUUUUAAAAUUGUACAUUUAAACGAAUCGCGUAAAUAUAUGAAACACAAAAUGAAUAUAUUCAGCAUACAAACUAAAUACAAUGCCUUGAGAGAGAAUUAAGAAAUGCAAACCUUUAUAUAUAUAUAUAUAUGUAGAGAUCUAUAGAGAUGUAUGUACAUUUAAAGCUAAACAAUAAUGGCGUUAAAGCAAGUUUUAUAUUGAGCAAAAGCAAAUGUGAAAUGAGAUAAAUAUACUUAUUGUACUCUGUAAGCUGCAGUAGAAACCCAAAUAUAUUUUUACUAAACGCAACAAUGCGCUAUUUUCAAAUACCAUUUAUAAGAAAUGACAAAAGCAAUUAUUUAAUAUGUAAUUAUGUAUUAUGUAUACCAACCUAUCCACAACCCACAACCUUAAACCCAAAACUGAAAAACUAAAAACCCAAAACAAUUUAACGAAAGCUGAUCAGGUAUAGCAACUCUCGCCAGUUUCCACAGUAACUUCUCUGAAUAUUCAAAAUUUCAAUCUAUCCAAAACCAAACCGAUCGAUAGCCACUAAAUGCACUUAUAAGGGCAGAAAAACACCAAAAUUUAAAAAUGAAAUGGAAUAAAAUAAAAUAAAAACACCGAAAAACCUAAA